AUGUCCAACUCACCAACUAUAGAGUCCUCGCAGGACAUUGACUCUGCGUCUGAAAGCAAACAUAGAUUGUCUUACGUCGACCAGGAUAUAUCUAAUGAACAAGCCUUUCAUCAAACGCAUCGUAGUGAAGCACCAGAUGGAGGAAUCAGGGCAUGGCUUGCAGUUUUUGCGCAAGUACAUGUUUAUUUGAUGGAAAUAGUCACUGACGUCUUGGAUUACAGCACCGCAUUGAUUUCAUUCUCUACGUUCGGUUUUUUAAAUUCAUGGGGUAUCUUCCAAGCAUACUAUGAGGAAAAUCUACUGGUUCACACUCCACCUUCAACUAUAGCAUGGAUCGGUUCUACGCAGGCAUGUCUAAUUCUGUAUGCACUCGUGUACCUUCCGUCUUUUGCAACGGGGAGACUGUUCGACUUGGGAUACUUCAAAAUACCGUUUUUCGCCGCUAGCUGCGUCCUCGUCGCGUGCACGUUCCUAAUUGCGGAAUGCACUCAAUUCUGGCAGCUCUUCUUGACACAGGGCGUCGGCCUGGGAGUGGGCUGCGGUUUCCUAUUUAGUCCUGCAAUCGUCAUUGUGUCACAAUGGUUCUCUAAGAAACGUGGAUUGGCUUUGUCACUCACUACCGUUGGGGCUGCGCUCGGCAGCAUCUUAUUUCCUGUAGCGGCACAAAAUUUGAUUCUGUCAAUUGGAUUUAGAUGGACAGUUCGUGUAUUUGGAUUCAUUCUGACGGUUACAAUGGGGACAGCCAACAUAUUUCUCAAACGGAGACUUCCGCCCAUCAACGUUAGCGGGGGACUCUUCAAUCUUAAAGCAUUCCGCAACAGAGCAUAUUUCACCUAUUGCGUUUCAGGAAUUGUGAUACUUUUAGGUCUUUAUACAGAGUUAACAUAUAUCUCUGUGAGCGCUGUAACAAUCGGCAUCUCCAAAGAUUUCUCGUUCUAUAUAAUUGCGAUUGCUAAUGCAGCAUCUGCAUUUGGACGCGUGUCAUCUGGACUGUUGGCAGAUAGAAUUGGCGCACUCAAUACCAUGGCAAUUUACACAGCUAUUACGGGAAUCACGACAAUCGCUUGGCCAUUUGCUAAAGACGAAUCGCAGCUCAUUGCAAUAGCCAUCAUUCACGGGUUCUCCAUCGGAGCAUAUAUAUGUCUGUACUCUGUACCUGUUGUGGCAAUGGGGAAAAUGGAAGACGCGGGUCGUCGAGUGGGGAUGUUCAUGUCUCUCAUUGGUUUCGGAGGCAUUGCAGGUCCUCCAAUAUCGGGUGCAAUUUCUACCGCGACAGGAGGCUUCGCUGGUGCGGGUUAUUAUGCAGGCAGGUUUACGACAUAG
Messenger RNA from Suillus bovinus, 1323 nucleotides. RefSeq names its product MFS general substrate transporter. Gene Ontology annotation, molecular function: transmembrane transporter activity. The record is from RefSeq and is a predicted model, not a curated record. Gene Ontology annotation, biological process: transmembrane transport. Gene Ontology annotation, cellular component: fungal-type vacuole membrane. Bases 1 to 1323 code for a protein of 440 amino acids. Lineage: Eukaryota; Fungi; Basidiomycota; Agaricomycetes; Boletales; Suillaceae. The transcript has 10 exons.